ACAGCCCUUGAUAAGAAGGUCUAGCAAUGGGGUCCAAAAACAUGGAGAAGAAAAUGAUAUUUCCUAUUGCUGUUCUAACAUCCAUAGUAUGCAUUUGCUUUCUUGCAACCUCCUUCAACCUGGGCAUUGUUUCUUCCAUCCACACCAUUAACACAAUCCUCUCAACUUUGCCAUCUACAAACCAAACAGAAGCAAAUGUUAAUCAAGCUCCAGAGUCCUCUGUUCCUCGUUUCGCUUAUCUGGUUUCGGGAUCAAGAGGUGAUCUUGAAAAACUUUGGAGAACUCUUUUAUCACUGUACCAUCCAUUGAACCAGUAUGUUGUUCAUUUGGACCUCGAAUCUCCGGUAGAGGAGAGACUAGAGCUUGCUUCAAGAUUGGAAAAAGAAGCAAUUUUUGCUCAAGUUGGGAAUGUUCAUAUGAUUACUAAAGCUAAUAUGGUUACUUAUAAAGGGCCUACAAUGGUUGCAAAUACUCUUCAUGCGUGUGCUCUUCUUCUCAAGAGAAGUAAGGAUUGGGAUUGGUUUAUUAACCUCAGUGCUUCAGAUUAUCCUCUUGUCACUCAAGAUGAUCUUCUUUACACGUUUUCUGAUUUAAACCGGGAACUGAAUUUCAUCGGACACACUAGCCGGUUGGGCUGGAAGGAGGGUUAUAGGGCAAAGCCUUUGAUUGUAGAUCCGGGUCUCUACCAAUCAGAGAAGUCAAAAAUCUUUUGGGUCACACCAAAGAGAACUUUGCCAACUGCCUUUAAAUUAUUUACAGGAUCUGCAUGGAUGAUACUGUCACGUUCAUUUGUAGAAUUCUGUGUAUGGGGUUGGGAUAACCUUCCAAGAACCCUACUCAUGUACUACACCAACUUUGUCUCAGCUCCAGAAGGAUACUUUCAAACUGUGAUAUGCAAUGCGCCACAAUUUGCUAGUACUGCUAUCAACCAUGACAUGCAUUACAUUGCUUGGGACUAUCCCCCGAAACAGCACCCACGCACCCUGUCCCUUAAUGACUCGAGCAAAAUGGUUGCAAGUGGUGCUGCCUUUGCGCGUAAAUUCAAACAAGACGACCCUGUCUUGGAUGAGAUUGACGGGGAAUUACUAGGCCGUAAAAAUGGAAGCUUUACGCCUGGUGGAUGGUGCUCCGGUGAUCCCUCCUGUUCUGAGGUUGGGAACCCUUCCAUGCUCAAACCAGGUCCAGGAGCACAAAGGCUAAGCCAUCUUAUUGGUAAGUUAUAUUCGUCAGCUAAGGCUACGGUUAAUCAAUGUAAAUAGCCUCACCAAAAAGAAAUCAGUGUAAAUAGAUUUUACUCAGCAUUCAAGUUGCUCUUGCUUGUAGAGGGAAAAAGAAACCAGAAAAGUUAGUUCAGACUUCAGACCACAAUCCCAACAACUUCUUAUUGGUAUAUUGUAACUGGAAUACAUCUUGAUUACCAUUUUUUUUCUUAGUAUCAGUGUCACACGUUACUAAUGUUAUU
Molecule: messenger RNA, 1462 nt
Organism: Cornus florida
Lineage: Eukaryota; Viridiplantae; Streptophyta; Magnoliopsida; Cornales; Cornaceae
Product: beta-glucuronosyltransferase GlcAT14A-like
Exons: 4
Coding region: 27-1259 (410 amino acids)
Cellular component (GO): membrane
Molecular function (GO): glucuronosyltransferase activity
Source: RefSeq, a predicted model, not a curated record